ACAGGUGUGUGGCUACCCGAUCAGCAUUUUUUUCAUUGUUGUGAAUGAGUUCUGCGAGAGGUUCUCCUACUAUGGCAUGCGCGCUGUCCUGGUGCUGUACUUCAAGUACUUCUUGCGCUGGGAUGAUGACAUGGCCACCUCCAUCUACCACACUUUUGUGGCUCUGUGCUACCUGACCCCUAUUCUCGGGGCCAUCGUGGCUGACUCCUGGCUGGGAAAGUUUAAGACUAUCGUCUACUUGUCCAUUGUCUAUGCAAUCGGCCAGGUUGCAAUGGCUGUCAGUGCAAUCCAUGACAUCACUGACUCGGACAGAGAUGGCACACCAGACAACAUAACCCUUCAUGUUGUGUUGUCCAUGGUGGGGCUCUUUCUCAUCGCUCUGGGCACCGGUGGCAUCAAACCUUGUGUGGCUGCCUUUGGUGGAGACCAAUUUAAUGAUGACCAGGAAAGCCAGAGGAGAACUUUCUUCUCUGUAUUCUACCUGUGCAUCAAUGGUGGCAGUCUCCUGUCAACUAUUAUCACUCCUAUCCUGAGAGCUCAGCAGUGUGGCAUCUACAGUCAGCAGAACUGUUAUCCUCUGGCCUUCGGUGUCCCUGCAGCACUAAUGUUGGUUGCACUUGUGGUGUUCAUCGUUGGGAGUGGUAUGUACUAUAAAGCUGAGCCACAAGGGAAUAUCAUGAUGGAUGUGUGCAAAUGCAUCGGGUUUGCCAUUAAAAACCGCUUCAGGCACAGAAGUGAUCAAUACCCAAAGAGGCAGCACUGGAUGGACUGGGCAGAAGAAAAAUACGACAAACUCCUCAUUGCUCAGAUCAAAAUGGUGCUGAAGGUCCUCUUUUUAUACAUCCCACUUCCGAUGUUCUGGACCCUAUUUGAUCAAAAGGGUUCUAGAUGGACUCUGCAGGCCACCAACUUGGAUGGGAACUUUGGACUACUUGUUAUACAGCCUGAUCAGAUGCAAACUGUCAACCCCAUCCUGAUCCUGACUCUGGUGCCUAUCAUGGACAGCCUCAUCUACCCUCUGAUCAAAAAAUGUGGCCUGAACUUUACACCUCUGAAAAGAAUGACAGUGGGGAUGCUUCUGGCAGCUACGGCUUUUGUCUGCGCCGCAGUGGUUCAGAUUCAAAUUGAUAACACACUGCCUGUCUUCCCAUCAGCCUCACAGAGUCAGUUGAAAUUACUUAACAUGGGCAGUAAACAAGUGACAGUUAAACUGCCCAACAAUGAUCAAAUGGAACUUCUUGAUGCUCAGUUCAGUGAUAAUUUCUUCACGUUUGAAGCAGAACAAAUCAGCGUCUCAAUCAGUCAGUUAGGCGGUCCUGAAAUGACGAGAUCUAUUUCCUUGACCAAAGGAAAGCGGCAAACGCUUCUCAUUCCUUCAAACAUCAAUAAGGAAUGGGUGAUGACCGAGGAUUUGACUGCUAAGCCAGAGGAAGGCUACAAUGCAGUCCGAUUUGUAAAUGGUAUGACUACAGCAGUGAACGUAUCAAUUCCUGGAGAAGAUGUAGAAUUAAUUGAGCCAUUUCAUUAUUCCAACUACUCCCUGAUAAAAUAUGGAAAGGCUACCUUCACCAUAAGGAGUGGUUCACGGUCCUGCGAGUACAGCAGGGAGUUUGGAUUUGGAAGUUCAUAUAAUUUCUUUAUCCCCGACAUUGGACCAAGUUGUCAGGACGAUAUUACAUUUGCAGAAGACAUCAAGCCCAACUCGGUUCACAUGGCCCUCCAGAUCCCACAGUACUUCUUCAUAACUGCUGGCGAAGUGAUGUUUUCCGUUACUGGUCUGGAGUUCUCUUAUUCGCAGGCACCUAGUAACAUGAAAUCAGUGCUGCAAGCAGGCUGGUUGCUCACCGUUGCUGUUGGCAACUUCAUCGUUCUGAUUGUGGCUGAGCUCGCAAAACUUCCCAAACAGUGGGCAGAGUACGUUCUCUUCGCCUCCCUCUUGGUGGCUGUGUGUAUCAUCUUCUCCAUCAUGGCGUAUUUCUACACCUACAUCGACCCCACUGAAAUUGAGGCCCAGUUCAAGAAGAAGAUUGAUGAAGAUGAUGAGGAUGAUAGAAGCCAAAUAGAGAAGUCGGAGAUUGAGAUGGUCAAGAAAGACUCGAUUAAAUGUCAUGAUGAAGAUGAUGCAGCCAAACAAACCAAAAUGUGAAGUCUCAAACGCAGAUUAGAUGUCAAUAAUUGGUUUAUAUCUUCUAUCUUAUUCUAAACCUUAACAUUGAGACAUGAAGUAGAAUGUACAGUAAAUCUACCAGUAUUGCCUAUUUGUGUGCACGCAUGUCUGUGUGUGUGUGUGUGUGUGUGUGUGUGUGUGUGUGUGUUUGUGUGU
Messenger RNA from Thunnus maccoyii (southern bluefin tuna), 2323 nucleotides. It is a transcript of the gene slc15a1a, whose product is annotated as solute carrier family 15 member 1a. Lineage: Eukaryota; Metazoa; Chordata; Actinopteri; Scombriformes; Scombridae. Bases 77 to 2146 code for a protein of 689 amino acids. The transcript has 21 exons. The record is from RefSeq and is a predicted model, not a curated record. Gene Ontology annotation, cellular component: membrane. Gene Ontology annotation, molecular function: dipeptide transmembrane transporter activity. Gene Ontology annotation, biological process: transmembrane transport; oligopeptide transport.